Myripristis murdjan (pinecone soldierfish) is the source of this 1824-nucleotide messenger RNA. RefSeq names its product THUMP domain containing 1 (gene thumpd1). The record is from RefSeq and is a predicted model, not a curated record. NCBI's taxonomy places the organism in Eukaryota, Metazoa, Chordata, Actinopteri, Holocentriformes, Holocentridae. Gene Ontology annotation, biological process: tRNA modification. The coding region runs from base 360 to 1322 and encodes 320 amino acids. The transcript has 5 exons. Gene Ontology annotation, molecular function: RNA binding.
CCCCCGCACGCUCCGUACAGCACACAUGUUGGCUGUGUUGUGAACAUGGGUUUGUAGUUGGUUGUGAAUGAACGUGACUGCGCUCCCCGGGGUUGUGUUUGGAUUUAAAUUUAAGCAGACAGGCUGUAGCUAGCGUUUUGUAAACCUCAUAUGACACGUUUCAAUUAACAGCAGUGACAAAGUGGCGGGGAGCUCGGCGGUGUAGCUACUGUAUUAGCCACCGCUGCUUAACGUUAGCUAACAGUGACGACUCGCAAGGAGUAACUGGACUAAAACUGGUGGUGGUAGCUAGUCACUCAGCUGCUGGCGACGUUUAAUUUUGGUACAUUAAUUUUCACGUUUCCUCGCUAGCCUAUAAAAUGUCUGCCAUGUCAAACGAGUCCAGGAAACGUAGUAAGAAGCGCUAUGUGGUCGGACACCACAGCAAGCGCUCCAAGGGCUCCAGGGAGCUGGAGGUGGGCAUGCAGGGCAUUCUCAUCACAUGCAACAUGAACGAAAGGAAGUGCACUGCCGAGGCGUUCAAUCUCCUGAAUGAAUACGCCGAUAAAAUCUAUGGCCCCGAGAAGUUGCAAGAUAAUGACAGGAGUAGUAGCGAAGAAGAGGAGGAUGAAGAUGAUGUUGAUGCAGCCCUGAAGAAGGAAGUGGCUCAGCUGCAGGCAUCCAGAGUUAAACAGAAGAGGCGCUUUGAGGCUUUGGACAGCGGUGCAAACAAUGUCAUCUUCAUCAGGACUCAAAAUCUGGAGCCUGACAAGCUGGUGCAUCACAUCCUGUCUGAUCUCCACACCACCAAGAAGAAAAAGUCCCGUGUCAUCCUUCGAAUGCUGCCUGUAAAUGGGACAUGUAAGGCCUUCCAGGAGGACAUGGAGAAAUACCUGACCACUUUCCUAGAGCCCUGGUUCAAAACCCCAAACCAUGCCACCUACCAGAUUGCCUUCAAGGCCCGCAACAGCAGCCACAACAAGAGAGAUGAAAUAAUCAAAUCAAUUGCAGGUCUGGUGGGGAAGCUGAACCCAAAGAACAAGGUGGAUUUGACCAACCCAGAACUCACUAUCAUCGUGGAGGUUAUCAAGGCUGUGUGCUGCAUCAGUGUGGUACAGGACUACCCUCUGUACAGGAAGUACAAUGUCCAGGAAGUGGUGAAAGAGGACGUAUCCAAAUCUGAUGGAAACUCAGCAAAAAAGGAUACACAAAUGACUGACCAGAAAGAGAAAGCAGAUGUAGUGGAGACAGACCGGGAAGAGAGGAAAGGUAAUGAAGAAGUGGCCAUAAAUGUGCCAGCACCCAACAAGGAGGGUGGCAAAGGUCAAGGAGAAGGAGAAUAAUAGGUCAGAUGGUGAGUUAGAUUAACAUUGAAAUACAUCUUCCUAAUCUUCUUCAUGGUAGCCUCUGUUGUAAUGGAUGGCAAAGCACCAGCUGUUUUACCUAAGCCAGCCAUGUUGUCCCAUAAAUGACACCAGACGAAAUAACAAAGUGGAUGUGAUGGCUUUGUUUUGGUAAUUACAGAAUACAUUAAUAUCAGUAAUAACUUCAUCUAGUUGGCCAUUUUGAAUUGAUUGUAAUGUUGCUAUCUGUCAGCAUUUCCCUGCAUAACUCUGCCAACACUGACAAUUUUAUUUUUUUAGAAGUCUGAAUUAUUUUCUCUUUGUGAUUUCAGUGUCAUUUUAUUUUUGAUGUGUCAUUUUUGAAAAGAACUGGUCCGGUGAACUGGUUUCCCCUCUAUUUCCAGUAACGUGUGAUGUUCUCUAAACCAAUGGGGGGGAGUAGAGGGGGUUGUAACUUUCCAAAGCAUCACAUGAAUUAAACUUAAUUAUGUGUUUGACUAUU